Chinchilla lanigera (long-tailed chinchilla) is the source of this 3803-nucleotide messenger RNA. It is a transcript of the gene Gata3, whose product is annotated as GATA binding protein 3. Gene Ontology annotation, molecular function: RNA polymerase II cis-regulatory region sequence-specific DNA binding; DNA-binding transcription factor activity, RNA polymerase II-specific; zinc ion binding. The transcript has 6 exons. The record is from RefSeq and is a predicted model, not a curated record. Gene Ontology annotation, biological process: immune system development; cell fate commitment; regulation of epithelial cell differentiation. Lineage: Eukaryota; Metazoa; Chordata; Mammalia; Rodentia; Chinchillidae. Gene Ontology annotation, cellular component: nucleus. Bases 665 to 1999 code for a protein of 444 amino acids.
GGAGCGGGUUUGGGUUGCCGUUUCCUUGUGCCGGGGAUCCUGUCCCCUCCUCGCCAGCGCCAGGCUCCUCCCCCUCGGCGCGGAUGACACUAGAACCUCCUUAAGUUGCGUCGCGCCACAGCUGUCUGCGAACACUGAGCUGCCUGGCGCCGUCCUGAUACUUUCAGAAAGAAUGCAUUCCCUGUAAAAAAAAAUAGUGAGAGAGGGAGAGAGAGGAAAAGAGAGAGACGGGGAGCGCGCGAGACAGAGCGAGCUGCGCGACUGAGCGAGCAGGUCGCACGCCUCCUCCUCCUCCUCUCCGCUGCUCGCUACCCAGGUGACUGUGGGCGCUGCGGAGCCCCGGUGCCGAGAGGAGCCCCACUGCAGAAUCCCAGCAUCCUCGCCCCCCACUUUUUUUCUUUUUACAAUUUGGUCCCAGUUUUUGGAUUUGUUUCCCCUUCCUCUUCUUUUUUGCCAAACUAUCCCUUAAAGAUCCCCCUCGCUCCCCAGACCGCCUUCGCUCACCUUUCCUUCCCGGUCUGCCUCGUCCCCCGCUGAAAGCCAGCCAUUAAACGCCCCUCCGGCCCUCCGACGGCCGGCGCCCGCGGACCCCCCAGGCCGACCGCCCUCCCUCCCAGCGCGCGGGUUCCGGGCCCGGCGAGAGGGCGCGAGCGCAGCCGAGGACAUGGAGGUGACUGCGGACCAGCCGCGCUGGGUGAGCCACCACCACCCCGCGGUCCUCAACGGGCAGCACCCGGACGCGCACCACCCCGGCCUCGGCCACUCCUACAUGGACCCGGCGCAGUACCCCCUGCCCGAGGAGGUGGAUGUACUUUUUAACAUCGACAGUCAAGGCAACCACGUCCCGUCCUACUACGGCAACUCGGUGCGGGCCACGGUGCAGAGGUACCCGCCGGCCCACCACGGGAGCCAGGUGUGCCGCCCGCCUCUGCUGCACGGAUCCCUGCCCUGGCUGGACGGCGGCAAAGCCCUGGGAAGCCACCACACCGCUUCGCCCUGGAACCUCAGCCCCUUCUCCAAGACGUCCAUCCACCACGGCUCCCCGGGGCCGCUCUCCGUGUACCCUCCGGCCUCGUCCUCGUCCCUGGCGGCGGGCCACUCCAGCCCGCACCUCUUCACCUUUCCGCCCACGCCGCCGAAGGAUGUCUCCCCGGACCCGUCGCUGUCCACCCCGGGCUCGGCCGGCUCGGCCCGGCAGGAUGAGAAAGAGUGCCUCAAGUACCAGGUGCCGCUGCCGGACAGCAUGAAGCUGGAGGCGUCGCACGCGCGGGGCAGCAUGGCCACCCUGGGGGGCGCCUCGUCGUCGGCCCACCACCCCAUCACCACCUACCCGCCCUACGUGCCCGAGUACAGCUCCGGACUCUUCCCGCCCAGCAGCCUGCUGGGGGGCUCCCCCACCGGGUUCGGAUGUAAGUCGCGGCCCAAGGCGAGAUCCAGCACAGAAGGCAGGGAGUGUGUGAACUGUGGGGCGACCUCAACCCCGCUGUGGCGGCGGGACGGCACCGGCCACUACCUGUGCAACGCCUGCGGACUCUACCACAAGAUGAACGGGCAGAACCGGCCGCUCAUCAAGCCCAAGCGGAGGCUGUCCGCAGCAAGGAGGGCGGGAACGUCCUGUGCGAACUGUCAGACCACCACUACCACCCUCUGGAGGAGGAACGCCAACGGGGACCCGGUCUGCAACGCCUGCGGGCUCUACUACAAGCUGCACAAUAUUAACAGACCCCUGACGAUGAAGAAGGAAGGCAUCCAGACCAGAAACCGGAAGAUGUCUAGCAAAUCCAAAAAGUGCAAGAAGGUGCACGACACGCUGGAGGACUUCCCCAAGAGCAGCUCGUUCAACCCGGCCGCCCUCUCCAGACACAUGUCCUCCCUGAGCCACAUCUCCCCCUUCAGCCACUCCAGCCACAUGCUGACCACACCCACGCCCAUGCACCCGCCGUCCGGCCUCUCCUUCGGACCUCACCACCCUUCCAGUAUGGUCACCGCCAUGGGCUAGGGCCCGCUCGAGGCGCACAGGUCUCCGAGCGAGUGAGCAAGCGAGAGGCGCUGCAGCCCUUCCACUUGCGCUUUUGCAGGAGCAGUAUCAUGAAGCCUAAGAGAGAUGGAUAUAUGUUUUUGAAGGCAGAAAGCAAAAUGAUGUUUGCCACCUUUGCAAAGGAGCUCCCUGGGGUGUCUGUGUUCCGGCCGCCGAAUCUGGAUCCCAUUUGUGAAUAAGCCAUUCAGACUCAUAUUCCCUAUUUAACAGGGUUUCUAGUGCUGUGAAAAAAAAUUGCUGAACAUUGCUUAUAACUUAUAUUGUAAGAAAUGCUGUACAUUUGAGGAAGACUUUAUUGCCCUGAGUAGCUGUAAGAAAGGCAUGAAGGACGCCAAGAAUUUUAAGGAUUAUGUGGGAGAUAAAGUGUGGAGAGUCAAAGGAAACUAGGUCUGAGGUCCAAACGGACAAACGCCAGUUUGGUUUCCUUGCACUGGCCGCAGUUGUUUGAUGCAUUAAAAGAAAAAAAUAUAUAGACAGAAAAAAAGAAAAAAAAAAGGAAAAAAGAAAAAAAAGAAAAAAAUCGUAGCAAAUCAUUCCUUCAAAGCUGUGGGCCUCUGCAGAGGAAGUAGCAGUUCCGGGCAAUCCGUGGUAAAGCUUACAAAUUGCCGCCGAGGGUUUUGAAGUGUCGCUUCUAGGCCUACACGCUUUGUGACCAAGUCUCUGUAAUUGUUGUUUGUAUGUAUAAUUCAAAGCACCAAAAUAAGAAAAGAUGUAGAUUUAUUUCAUCAUAUUAUACAGACUGAAUUAUUGUACAAAUUUAUUUACUGCUAGUGUUAAGACCUGCUUUUUUUUUUUUUUUUUGAUUUUAAUGUUUUCCUUCUCUCUCAAUUUUUGGUUGAAUAAACUAGAUUACAUUCAGUUGACCUAAGGUGGCUGUGCUCUGGAGGGUUUAUUUUUCCCUUUUGCUCUUGGAUGAUAUUUAUUAAACAGCUUUUAAGGGUCCGGCAGUGUCUGCCCGCUCACUCACUCCUCCCGCAGCCUGAGCUAUAACGGUAGCAGCGUCUGAGCUACUGAUGUGUGCGUCUGUGACGGGCUGUGCCCGGAGCAGCCGGGCUCCCUGUCAUUCUCUGCCGUGUUCCGUGUUAGCGGUCACUGCCUUUACACAGUCUGUUGGAAUAAUACUAUAAUAAUAAUAAAGCUAAACUAUUUUAAAGCAACACAAUAACAUCGUAUCAAAGUGAGGGCCGAGCUCUAACAGAAUCUGGUGGCUCUAGCUCAUUUAAGAGAGAGGAGUUUGUCUCAAACGAAAGCAGCAAUAGAACCUAACAGUCACGGGAAGUUACGCCCUAGGAGCCAGCGCUCUCCCCGGACAGGCAGCAUCCAUUCCUUUGAGGGGAGAAACCGGGAAUUUAACCUAGGGCUGGAGCGACUUCUGGGGCCCCCUCUCGAGCUACAGUUUCUCUGCUGGCUCCCCUCUCCUCUCUAAGAAGGAGGAAGAGCUCCUGGCUGAGCGAUGCACGUGCAGAAACUGCAGCCGGCCGGGUGGCUCUUCGGAUUGGGAAGCAGCCGGGCUGCCCUCCAUUUUUGCUUUGCAUUUCCGCUGUUGAAUACACCACAGUGAAAGGUUUAUUGGAAUGUUUUCGCAACAUGAAAUAACCCUUUUGUAACUUAUGCUGUAUAGUUUCCUUUUACUCUGUUGACAGAAUGUGUAACUAUGGCACACAGUUGAAAACCUCUGUUAAUCGCCUCUCUGCUUUCUUAGCAAAUACUUUAAACCUAAAGCUAAAUGUUGAAAUAAAGGAGUAGAGAACUACUGAGAUGCAAA